Diatraea saccharalis (sugarcane borer) is the source of this 765-nucleotide messenger RNA. NCBI's taxonomy places the organism in Eukaryota, Metazoa, Arthropoda, Insecta, Lepidoptera, Crambidae. The record is from the annotation of a GenBank genome assembly.
AUGGAAAGAAUACUAAGAGGCAUUAUGAGAUAUCGUGUUUUAGACCGCGCAAGCAUGGUGAAACAAUUUCAGGAAGUAAAGGAUAAUCCUACGCCUAAAGCGGUCUUCUACACGUGCAUGGAUAGUAGAAUGAUUCCUACUAGGUUUACUGAAACUAGUGUCGGAGAUAUGUUUGUAGUACGUAAUGCUGGCAAUCUUUUACCUCAUUCACAGCAUUUCAUGGAUGAAAUGACUAGCUGUGAGCCUGCAGGUUUGGAACUUGCAUGUGUUAUAAAUGAUAUAAGACACGUUAUUGUGUGCGGCCACAGUGAUUGUAAGGCAAUGAAUCUUCUUUAUAAAUUGAAAAGCAAAGAAGAAUCAAGUAUAGAGCAAAGAAGAAUAUCUCCCUUAAAGUCAUGGUUGUGUACACACGGACAAUCUUCAUUAAAAAAGUUUCUCGAGAUGAAUGGAGAUUUUUCCAAGCCUAUGCUUUUUACAGCUGAGACGCCUCAGCGAAAAUUUGUAGCUUAUAUAGACCCAGAAAAUCAAUUUUGCAUAGAAGAUAAGUUGUCACAGGUAAAUACACUACAGCAACUACAAAAUGUCGCAUCUUACGGAAUGCUCAAAAAGCGGUUGCAGAAGCAUGAUUUGCAUAUUCACGCUUUAUGGUUUGACAUUUACACUGGCGAUAUAUAUUUUUUUAGUAGACGAGCUAAAAGAUUUGUUAUUAUAGAUGAAUCUUCAUAUGAAUCAAUAUUAUCAGAAAUUAGGAGAUAUUAUUCGUAA